Molecule: messenger RNA, 2328 nt
Organism: Leishmania braziliensis MHOM/BR/75/M2904
Lineage: Eukaryota; Euglenozoa; Kinetoplastea; Trypanosomatida; Trypanosomatidae
Exons: 1
Coding region: 1-2328 (775 amino acids)
Source: RefSeq, a predicted model, not a curated record
AUGCAGUAUCAUGUGCCCUUUGGCCUAGCCCACCUGAGCGCGUCGAGCGCCGCAUCGUCGUCUAUGAGCUCAGUGCAGGCGUCCUCGUCACCCGUUCACCACCAGGAAAUCGUUAGCGAUAGCGGCGUCGGGAUCACGGUAGGCCAAGGCCUUUUGGGUGGUCGUCACCUCGCUGUAAGAGUGACACCGCCGCUGGCAUCCAGCGCAUUCUCUCCAGCCGACAUCCCUGCUGGCGCCAGCGGUGACAUCAGAGGAGCUGCAAGUCAUUGGCGCUCGGGCUACAGUUCUUCUGGUCGUACUCACAGUAGCGUGUGCGCAUCCUUUUCUGGCCAUGCUACAUUGGAAUCCCCGGGCUCGACGACGAACACGACUACCGGCACAGUCAACAAUACCUCCUCCUCGGCCUACGGUGCAGGCAUCGUCCGCAUCAGCGAGCUUCGGCGACAAGGGGUGACCUCCAUCGAAUCCGGCCUGCGGCUGGCCACGCUCCAAGGCGGCCGCUCAGUAGCCCCGGCGAAAUUCACUCACAACAUCAACAGCGCUCAUGGUGGUGUCAGCUCUGACGGAGGCGUCAUUUACGGGAGUUUGACGCCAGACGCCACACCCUCACUGCGCCGUACACGGCGGCGCGGUUCGCCAGUGCCAGCAACCACCACCCUCGCAACUGCCUCGUCGUCAGCACGGGUACACUGCGGCCGUAGCAGUACAGUCGUCAGCGGCGACGGACGGCGUCGUGGCCGAGGCCGCCGCCGCAGCAGCAGCUCACAGGCCUCCGCAGCGGUUACACUGCGCAAUGACGGUCAGCUCUGUGACUACCGCUGGUAUACCGCGCGUGGGCGCCGCUGUUUUGUCUACGACGGGCGCACCUACAAAGGCUCUAGCGCACAUCGAAUGUGGGAGAAAGUCAAGGAAGCGGCGCGACAGCGCGGCCUGUUGCAGUCGCAGCACGCCGUGGCGGCGUCGCGCGUAUCCGCUGCUCCACGUGCUCGUGGAAGAGCCGAUUCUGAUAGCACAUACUCAACGGCAGCAGCGUGUGUUACUGUGCCACGUUCGCACCAGGCUUCGCCUCGCGCGCGCUUCGCAACGGAGCAGGCCCUUCUCAUACAGCGAACAAAGCAGAGGUCGACCUCGGUACCCCGAAAAUUGAUUGACGAACCAGCGGGGGCAGGGGUGCCCACCCCGACACGGUUGCCGGAGGAGUGGCGCACUCUGAUGGCGGAGCUCGGCGUGCUGCCAGACGAGGACACUGGUGCUAUGGAAAUCGACAGGGAAGGGCGCCCCUUAAGCGUAAUGGAUGGAAAGCAGCUGCUGAUGUGUUCCCCAGCAAACGUGUCGCGCAACGCUCAACUGCGCCGUGAUCACCUCUCCGCCGGCAGCGCCGCCACGAAGGAUGUGAUUGAGAUCAGCGACAGCGACUCCACCAACGACGGCACCAACGACUCUGACCCGAACACUUCCAGCAGCAGCCCAUCGGCAACAUUAUCCACCGAGGCGAGUAACUACGCCGACCGUGGGCAGCGUAACACCGACACUGUAGUCACAGGCGAACCACUGCAGUGGCCUGUCACGUCCUAUUUUAGCGACGUCAGCAGUGGGUGGUCCUCUACGUCGUCCUUCACGACGUCGCCUGCUCCCUCGCCAUCGUCAAAAUCGAGAAACUCUCCUAAACGGAAGCGAGUGAGGCCGGAACAGUGCACGGGCCAGGCUGCCACUGCCACCCCCUGCGCGCCUGCGCGCCUUUGCCGCUAUCACGGAGUGCAGGUGGUGGAGCAGGAGGGAUGGGUGUACCCGGUAGAGGUGUAUGCUUCACAGCAGCAGCAGCAGCAGCAGCAGCAGCAGGACCGGGAUAGUGAAGAGGGGAGAAAGACACCACCACGUUUAGCUUCCCCUGGCGUCUUCUUACCAGCUGCGAGCCUGAGUCGCACCGGUGUUAGUGGUGACUGUUCUUCAGUGCUCUGCGGUGUCGAUGACCUACCCUUGGCAGAUCUCUAUAGAGAGGCAUCAACAGCCCAAAGCGGCGCCCUCGUUGCUGCACAGCCUUGCCGUCGUACGCUGUUGACUGUGCCCUUACCCUCCUUCAAUGCGUCUGCGGGAUUAUCUGUAGUGAGUGAGACAGGUGAGGCUGUCCCGAUCCGUCCCGUCACUCUGUCAAGCACGGUUCACGCAAGCCUUCUCAACCGGUCUGCCGCACUACAAAGUAACGUCAGCGGGGGUGGUUUCUCCGCCUUCUUGGGUGCUGAUGACAACCUCGACGACUUCCAUGCCGCCGACCUUGUGGACAUGUUUGUCACUGGAGAGGAAAUCGGGGGGCUCCGCUACGAGGGCUGA